This is a messenger RNA of Endocarpon pusillum Z07020, 1533 nucleotides long. RefSeq names its product 4-aminobutyrate aminotransferase. The transcript has a single exon. NCBI's taxonomy places the organism in Eukaryota, Fungi, Ascomycota, Eurotiomycetes, Verrucariales, Verrucariaceae. Gene Ontology annotation, molecular function: pyridoxal phosphate binding. Gene Ontology annotation, biological process: GABA catabolic process. Gene Ontology annotation, cellular component: mitochondrion. The record is from RefSeq and is a predicted model, not a curated record. Bases 1 to 1533 code for a protein of 510 amino acids.
AUGGCUUCAUUGCUUCGCCAAGUGGCCCGGUUGCGACCAGUUACUUUCCGUUUACCUGUUCACUCCAUUACCACAAAUGCACAAAGUCGUGCCAGUGCUGCAGCUGCUGUCGCCCAUGACACAUCUUCCCCCUUCGAGCAGCCUUUUUUCGCAGACGAACCUCAUGGCCCAAGGGUCAGCACUCCCAUUCCAGGACCAAAGAGCAAGAAGGCGAUUGCCGAGCUCAAUCAAGUCUUCGACACUCGUAGCCUGAACAUGCUGGCCAACUACCAGCAGAGUUAUGGAAAUUAUAUUGCUGAUUUGGAUGGAAAUCUCCUGCUUGACGUCUAUGCCCAGAUUGCAUCCAUUCCCGUCGGAUAUAACAAUCCGUCACUCCUCCUUGCGGCAACCUCCCCAGACAUGGCCUCGGCCCUUAUUAACAGGCCAGCCCUUGGCAAUUUCCCUCAGCACGACUGGGCCUCCAUCCUGGAGACAGGCAUUCUCAAGGUCGCGCCUAGGGGCCUCAACCAGGUCUUCACCGCCAUGGCAGGUUCUGAUGCCAAUGAGACCGCAUACAAAGCCGCCUUUAUGUGGCGGAGGCAAAUGGAGAGAGGGGGCGCACAUGUUGAAUUCUCACCAGAAGAUCUUGAAACAUCGAUGAACAACCAGGUUCCAGGCUCGCCACAUCUUUCGAUAAUGUCAUUCACAUCCGGUUUCCACGGCCGGCUCUUUGGCAGUCUCUCCACCACUCGAAGCAAGCCAAUCCAUAAGCUCGACAUCCCUGCUUUCGAUUGGCCACAAUCCCCCUUCCCGGCCCUUAAAUAUCCUCUAGAGGAACACGUGCAGGAGAAUGAGGAGGAGGAAAAGCGUUGUCUCGAGCAAGCGGAACGAAUUAUCAAAGAAUACCACAAUCCGGUUGCAGCCGUCAUCGUAGAACCCGUUCAGUCCGAGGGUGGAGACAAUCACGCCUCACCAGCGUUCUUCAAGGGCAUUCGGGAGAUCACGAAGCGCAAUAACGUUCUCAUGAUCGUGGAUGAGGUACAGACCGGUAUUGGCGCGACAGGGAAAUUCUGGGCCCAUGAACACUGGAACAUGGCCCAGCCGCCGGACAUGGUGACCUUCUCGAAGAAAGCCCAGACGGCAGGUUACUAUUUCGGCAACCCAGCACUGCGACCAAACAAGCCAUACAGACAAUUCAAUACAUGGAUGGGUGAUCCGGCUCGCGCAAUCCUCUUCCGUGCCAUUAUCAACGAAAUUGAGAGGCUAAACCUCGUUGAGAAUACUGCACUGACCGGCGAUUAUCUGUUCAAUGGGCUUGAAAGGAUCCAGCAACAAUAUCCGGAGCAGAUUCAAAACCUUCGAGGGAAGGGUCAAGGCACCUUCAUUGCUUUUGACAGCCCAAAGCGUGACGCUUUCCUUGCCAACGCAAAAGCGUUGGGCAUUAAUAUUGGUGGUAGUGGAGCGAAGGCCGUCAGAUUGAGGCCAAUGUUGAUCUUUCAGAAACAUCAUGCUGAUAUUUUCCUUGAUGCGGUACAAAAGCUUGUUAGCAGCUGA